GUCUUUAUUUCAGAAAAUCUCCCCCACUUGAAUCCAUCCCCAGUUCUUAUUUUUCCUAUCUCUGCUUUCUUGCUCUUACUGUUGUUUUCUUUUUUUGCAAGAUCUGGCUAACACACAGGAACCAAUUCUGGAGGAAAACAAGAAGAACCAAGAGGUGGUUCUCGCCUUUUAUGACGCCUUAAAGGCUCGAGACGUGGACAAGGUUCACCAGAUUCUAGCUUCCGACCUAGAGUGGUGGUUCCAUGGCCCGCCGUCGCACCAGUUUAUGAUGCGCCUUCUCACUGGAGCCUCAUCAGACCAAUCCUUCCACUUCAACCCUCUGUCUUUCACUACCUUUGGUUCCACCGUCAUCGCCGAGGGCUGCGACUCGGCCCGCUCCAUUUCCUGGGUUCACGCCUGGACUGUUACGGAUGGGAUAAUUACUCAGGUGAGGGAGUACUUCAACACUUCUCUCACGGUUACUCGCCUCGGCAACCCGAAUCAAUCUUCACCGUCCGCUUAUAAAAAACCGGCAUCAUCCACGUCUGAGAUUACUCCCGUGCAUUGCCCUUCCAUCUGGGAGAGCAGCUUGGUCGGAAAAUCUGUUCCCGGCCUUGUCCUGGCAAUUUAGUAAUUUCAGUCGCCGUGAUCACCUGCGGCCUUGUGCAACAUAAUAAAGUAAAAUAAAAAUAAAAAUAAAAAUAAAAUAAAAUAAAGGUUGUGUCAGACUGUCACUAGCACCCUGUUCGGCUCUUGCUUUAUACAUGGGAUAAAGCACUGUGGGGCGGAGGGGUGAUGUGAACUGCUAUAUUAAGGUCCCGUUUGUUUGGGUUUGGUUUUAUUUUUUUUGUACUGUGCUUUCCUUAGGGUCUGUUUGGUUGUGUUAAAGGUGUCUGAUUUGGUUUGUUUGGAGAUGGGUGGGACUAAAUGGUUGUGUCCUCCUCUUCAUUUUAUCUGGUCUUUGGAUUUAGUAAUAAAAUUAUCCUUUUUUA
This is a messenger RNA of Rubroshorea leprosula, 971 nucleotides long. The record is from the annotation of a GenBank genome assembly. Lineage: Eukaryota; Viridiplantae; Streptophyta; Magnoliopsida; Malvales; Dipterocarpaceae.